Molecule: messenger RNA, 1114 nt
Organism: Hylaeus anthracinus
Lineage: Eukaryota; Metazoa; Arthropoda; Insecta; Hymenoptera; Colletidae
Product: zinc finger CCHC domain-containing protein 17-like
Exons: 2
Coding region: 173-964 (263 amino acids)
Biological process (GO): RNA stabilization
Molecular function (GO): RNA binding; zinc ion binding
Source: RefSeq, a predicted model, not a curated record
CUAGUACCUUAUGGUUCUUACAGCCCUGCAUCUAAACAUUGAAUUGGUGAACCUAACCUUUACAUCAAGUUUUCUUGUCAUUGAUUUAUUACUACUAUUUUAAUACAAAUAAGAUAGUCGUAAAAAUUGUAAACAACAAAGUUUUUGUUUAAAAUAUUUAUCAUUUAUAAAAAUGGUAAAUUGUAAGGUAAAUCAAAUAUUUCUUGGAGAAAUUGCGUCUGUACAAAAUUAUGGAGCGUUCAUUAGAAUUCCCGGCUGUUCAGCACAGGGAUUAAUACAUAAAUCACAGGUAAGCUCUGCUCAUGUCGAUGAUGUAGCAGAGAUCUUACAAAAAGGAGAACGAGUUUGGUGCAAAGUUAUUACUGUAGGGGAUGAUGGUAAAAUAGGAUUAUCUAUGAAAUAUGUUAAUCAAGGAAAUGGCACAGACUUGGAUCCCAAUGGUGUAGAAUUACAAAGAGACAUGCAGAAGAAAAAAACAGCAGGAAAAUAUGAACGCAAAGCUAUACAUUUGGAAGCUGUUCUCAAUACUACAUGCACAAAGUGUGGGACAGCUGGUCAUUUAUCUAAUGAUUGCUUCAUGUCCCCUGAUGGGAAAAAAUAUGAAUUAAUCCCAGAGGUUGAAGAGGAAGUUGUAGUUCAGCCACAAGUUGAAACAAAUGAGAAAGAGAAAGAGAAGAAACGUAAGCAAAAGAAGGCAAAGAAAAAACAAAAAGCUAAAAAACACAAGCAAGGCACAGAUGAUACUGAUUCCGAUGACAAGGAAGUAGUUAAGAAAAAGAAGAAGAAACAUUCCAAAGACCAAAAGAAGAAAAAGAAGAAACACAGUAAUUCUUCUGACAAUGAAAAUUCUAGUGAAAGUUCUUCUAGUCAUGAUGUUAAAGCUCAUAAACGAAAGCGUUCAGAAAGUUUAGAGAAACGUACAAAGAAAUGCAAACAUUCAAAAAGUAAAUAUCCAGAUCGAUGAAAAACAGCAUCAUUUUGACAGAGUCAAGGCUACUUCUUAUGUUAUUUUUAUAACUCCUUAAACCACUGAAGAUAUUAUUUCUAAUACACGAUCUGUGACAGAUACAUCUACAGUACAUGUAAUGUUGUAAUAAUGAAUAUCAUACUUACC